AUGGAUUGCACCGUUUCGCAGCAAACUAUGUUGCCCAUUCAUCAGCCUUGCUCUCCCGAACAACAUCAGCUUCACGAUCUUCGAACCUCCCCAGGAAGUGUGGAUUGUUAUUCUCCCGAUGGAGAGCAUCCUUUGGCUCUAUGCCUCCCAAACUCACAAACUUUGGUGCAAGCUUCGCGCACUCCACCUCCUCCAUGGAGUAUUCCAACGAAGAAAGGCACUCCAGGUCUCAUCUGCGUCGUUUGUGGUGACACCAGUUCAGGAAAACACUACGGGAUUUUGGCUUGCAACGGGUGCUCAGGGUUCUUCAAGAGAUCUGUGAGAAGAAAACUGAUAUACAGAUGUCAGGCUGGAACUGGUAGAUGUAUUGUGGACAAGGCCCAUAGAAAUCAGUGUCAGGCAUGUAGAUUAAAGAAAUGUCUUGCAAUGGGAAUGAACAAAGAUGCCGUUCAAAAUGAAAGGCAACCCAGGAACACGGCCACCAUACGUCCGGAGACCUUAAGAGACAUGAGUGCAGAACAGGAAAGGGCGCUGCGCGAGGCAGCUGUAGCAGUCGGGGUGUUUGGGCCCCCAGUAUCUCUUACAAUGGCGUUGACACCUUCCAGAUACGGCCAUGGGUUGCUACCACCAGUGGCUCACCCAGGAUUACCCAACAGGGAACCAUCUCCUUCAAAGGACUGCAAUAGUGACAACGAUGAAGAAAGCAUAGACGUUACCAACGAAGAGGACGAGACUCCGUCAUCGGGAUGCGGAGUGUCAUCAAGCAGCGGGCCGGUAAGACCGGAACCGCAACCGGCGACCAUUACCGGAAGUCUUUACCCAUCCUCCCACGAGACCAUUUAUGAGACAUCGGCUAGACUUUUGUUUAUGGCAGUCAAAUGGGCGAAAAACUUGCCCAGUUUUGCCAGUCUACCGUUCAGAGACCAAUGGUGCAUGCCUUUGGAUGUUUCUGCUAGCCCUUUAUUUAAUAUAAACGAACACGCCAAAAAUGGACAUUCGGCAACUGAUGUAAGAAUUUUGGCCGAUACUCUGCUAAGAUUCAAAUCUGUACAUGUGGAUCCAGCUGAAUUUGCUUGUCUUAAAGCAAUCGUACUCUUUAGAGCAGAUCAAGCACAAGUAAUGCUAUGGCAACACUGUCGUACGCAGUUGCCAGGUCAGGUGGCAAGAUUCGGCAGGUUACUGCUGAUGUUACCUUUGUUGAGGAUAGUUCCAGCGUCCAGAGUGGAGGCUGUAUUUUUCCAAAAAACCAUCGGCAACACACCCAUGGAAAAAGUACUUUGCGAUAUGUACAAAAAUUAA
Brassicogethes aeneus is the source of this 1299-nucleotide messenger RNA. NCBI's taxonomy places the organism in Eukaryota, Metazoa, Arthropoda, Insecta, Coleoptera, Nitidulidae. The record is from the annotation of a GenBank genome assembly.